AUGACAUCUGUCAACACCAACACUUCCAACAUGACAUCUGUCAACACCAACACUUCCAACAUGACAUCUGUCAACACCAACACUUCCAACAUGACAUCUGUCAACACCAACACUUCCAACAUGACAUCUGUCAACACCAACACUUCCAACAUGACAUCUGUCAACACCAACACUUCCAACAUGACAUCUGUCAACACCAACACUUCCAACAUGACAUCUGUCAACACCAACACUUCCAACAUGACAUCUGUCAACACCAACACUUCCAACAUGACAUCUGUCAACACCAACACUUCCAACAUGACAUCUGUCAACACCAACACUUCCAACAUGACAUCUGUCAACACCAACACUUCCAACAUGACAUCUGUCAACACCAACACUUCCAACAUGACAUCUGUCAACACCAACACUUCCAACAUGACAUCUGUCAACACCAACACUUCCAACAUGACAUCUGUCAACACCAACACUUCCAACAUGACAUCUGUCAACACCAACACUUCCAACAUGACAUCUGUCAACACCAACACUUCCAACAUGACAUCUGUCAACACCAACACUUCCAACAUGACAUCUGUCAACACCAACACUUCCAACAUGACAUCUGUCAACACCAACACUUCCAACAUGACAUCUGUCAACACCAACACUUCCAACAUGACAUCUGUCAACACCAACACUUCCAACAUGACAUCUGUCAACACCAACACUUCCAACAUGACAUCUGUCAACACCAACACUUCCAACAUGACAUCUGUCAACACCAACACUUCCAACAUGACAUCUGUCAACACCAACACUUCCAACAUGACAUCUGUCAACACCAACACUUCCAACAUGACAUCUGUCAACACCAACACUUCCAACAUGACAUCUGUCAACACCAACACUUCCAACAUGACAUCUGUCAACACCAACACUUCCAACAUGACAUCUGUCAACACCAACACUUCCAACAUGACAUCUGUCAACACCAACACUUCCAACAUGACAUCUGUCAACACCAACACUUCCAACAUGACAUCUGUCAACACCAACACUUCCAACAUGACAUCUGUCAACACCAACACUUCCAACAUGACAUCUGUCAACACCAACACUUCCAACAUGACAUCUGUCAACACCAACACUUCCAACAUGACAUCUGUCAACACCAACACUUCCAACAUGACAUCUGUCAACACCAACACUUCCAACAUGACAUCUGUCAACACCAACACUUCCAACAUGACAUCUGUCAACACCAACACUUCCAACAUGACAUCUGUCAACACCAACACUUCCAACAUGACAUCUGUCAACACCAACACUUCCAACAUGACAUCUGUCAACACCAACACUUCCAACAUGACAUCUGUCAACACCAACACUUCCAACAUGACAUCUGUCAACACCAACACUUCCAACAUGACAUCUGUCAACACCAACACUUCCAACAUGACAUCUGUCAACACCAACACUUCCAACAUGACAUCUGUCAACACCAACACUUCCAACAUGACAUCUGUCAACACCAACACUUCCAACAUGACAUCUGUCAACACCAACACUUCCAACAUGACAUCUGUCAACACCAACACUUCCAACAUGACAUCUGUCAACACCAACACUUCCAACAUGACAUCUGUCAACACCAACACUUCCAACAUGACAUCUGUCAACACCAACACUUCCAACAUGACAUCUGUCAACACCAACACUUCCAACAUGACAUCUGUCAACACCAACACUUCCAACAUGACAUCUGUCAACACCAACACUUCCAACAUGACCACUAUCAACACUAACGAACAUUUUGGGUUCAAGAAAAACGUGAAUAUGAGUUCUCACCUUCCUCUCAGGUUUAGCGCUCGCCCAGAUCCAUUUAAUUGUACAAACAUUCCUAAGAACAGUAAAGUGGUAGUAUAA
This is a messenger RNA of Procambarus clarkii (red swamp crayfish), 1911 nucleotides long. RefSeq names its product mucin-22-like. NCBI's taxonomy places the organism in Eukaryota, Metazoa, Arthropoda, Malacostraca, Decapoda, Cambaridae. The record is from RefSeq and is a predicted model, not a curated record.